Messenger RNA from Blastocystis hominis, 720 nucleotides. RefSeq lists its product as hypothetical. Gene Ontology annotation, cellular component: cytosol. The record is from RefSeq and is a predicted model, not a curated record. Lineage: Eukaryota; Bigyra; Opalinata; Blastocystidae. Gene Ontology annotation, biological process: protein phosphorylation. The transcript is spliced from 8 exons. The coding region runs from base 1 to 720 and encodes 239 amino acids. Gene Ontology annotation, molecular function: eukaryotic translation initiation factor 2alpha kinase activity; ATP binding.
AUGUCUGUCAAGCUCUACAUCCAGAUGGAAUACUAUAAGAACGGCACAUUGGAUGACUUGAUUCAGAGUGGAAAGCUGUAUCAGGAUCUCAGUCGUAUCUGGUCGAUUCUAUUCAACCUUCUGAACGGUCUGAAAGAAGUGCAUGCCAAUGGAAUUGUUCAUCGCGAUUUGAAGCCUUCCAAUAUCUUCUUUGACGAUAAUGGAGCGGCGCUGAUCGGCGAUUUUGGACUUGGCUAUUUUGUAGGGAAGGAAGUCUCGACUUCGACGGAUGGAAUCGAAAACAAUGAGAAUUACACCACAGCGAUCGGGACGAUUUUGUACGCGCCUCCCGAGCAAUUGGCGAACAAUCAAAGCUUCAGUGCUCAUUCCAAUGUUAGCACGCGAAUUACCACAAAGUCAGACAUGUUUUGUGUCGGUUUGAUUCUCUACGAAAUGCUCCUCCCUCCCAUGCCGACUGCGUUAGAACGCUAUAAGGCUGGACGUUUACGACCCGAAAUCAAGAAUUCUUACCAAGAUAUUAUUCUGCAUUGUUUAGAAGAAAAUCCAAAGAACCGACCUUCCGCCCAAGAAUUGAUCGAUAUGAUUCUCAGCGACGAUUCGAUCGUGAAUAAGAAGAACUUAGACGAAUUGAUGUUGUGCUUGUCCAAACCGAACAAUUCCGUUUUUAUGACUGUUACAAACACGCUGAUGGAGCGAGUAGAACAAAUUCGAAUUGAUUGA